AAACUGGCCAGGUUGGAUAUGACCUCCAACAAGUUGAAGAAGAUCCCACCGGAUCCGUUGUUCUCCAGGAUUCCGGUCUACGCCAAGUCCAAGGGGUCACCCCUGUCCUCCUUGGUGCUGAGUUUUGGGGGGAAUCCUCUCCACUGUAACUGUGAGUUGGUUUGGUUGCGACGUCUCACCAGGGAGGAUGACCUGGAGACUUGUGCUUCCCCUCCAGAACUCAUGGGUAAAUAUUUCUGGUCCAUCAAAGAGGAAGAGUUUGUGUGUGAACCUCCCAUGAUCACCCACAGGACCCCAAAACUCACCUCCACCGAAGGGCAAAGCUCCUCCCUGAAGUGCAAAGCCGUGGGAGAUCCCGACCCUUACGUCCGUUGGAUCUCCCCCGAGGGGAAAUUGGUGGCCAAUACCAGCAGGACCAUCUCCUAUGAGAAUGGCACUCUAGAUAUCUUGGUCACCUCCAUGGCUGACAAAGGAACCUUCACCUGCAUCGCCUCCAACGCCGCCGGCGAAUCCACGGCGCCCGUGGAGCUCUCGGUGCUUCCCUACCCCAACUUGGCCAACAGCACCAACUGUGACAAGGAUCUGGAGCCAGGAGCGUCCGACAUCCUCAUCUCGGCCAAGUCCAGUUAUCCCAACGAGUCCAAGGCCCAGCAGGACCUUGGGGUGGUGGUGGCCGAGGUCACCUCGUCCUCGGCCUUGAUCCAAUGGCCUUCCCAGAACCACCUGCCUGGGAUGAGGAUGUACCAGAUCCAGUACAACAGCUCAGCAGAUGAUAUUUUGGUCUACAGGUAA
Acanthisitta chloris (rifleman) is the source of this 792-nucleotide messenger RNA. Its product is annotated as leucine-rich repeat and fibronectin type III domain-containing protein 1-like protein. The transcript has a single exon. The annotation marks the transcript as partial. NCBI's taxonomy places the organism in Eukaryota, Metazoa, Chordata, Aves, Passeriformes, Acanthisittidae. The record is from RefSeq and is a predicted model, not a curated record.